This is a messenger RNA of Aspergillus melleus, 1098 nucleotides long. RefSeq lists its product as uncharacterized. The record is from RefSeq and is a predicted model, not a curated record. Lineage: Eukaryota; Fungi; Ascomycota; Eurotiomycetes; Eurotiales; Aspergillaceae. The coding region runs from base 1 to 1098 and encodes 365 amino acids. The transcript is spliced from 4 exons.
AUGGCUGCAGGAAACCCCAACGCGCGACCCAGUGACCCGGACGGUCUGGUGCUCGAAGCCUGGGGUCAGGGUCUAAUGGUAGGAUCGCUGGUGGUCAUGGCGGCCUUGACGUUCUCCAACAUGAAGCGACGCAUUCUGCUGCAUAAGUUGAUUUUUGCUGAAUUAAUCCUCGCCAUGCCCCACGGGACCUUCAUCUUCGCCAAACCCCCCACCUACGGCUGGUAUCUGUCCGUCAGCGCCAUCGGGCUGAACAUCUCGUGGAGUCUGCACAACGUCAUCUCGUGGAUGAAGAACAAGCCGUUCUUGUCGAGACGCGUGUCCCGCUUCUACAUCAUUACUGUCCUCUUGGUGCAGCCGUACUGGGUGCUGGAGAUUUAUGCUAAUUUUGCGUAUUUUAAUAAUUUUAAUAAUGUGUUUCUGAAGACGAGGCCUUGGGAGCCGCUGUUUCGAGACCCCUGGUGGAUCUUCACCACCAUCUCCCUCUUCUACACCAUCAAGCGCGAAUACAACUUCGGUAUCCUGGAGCUCGUCUCCGUGAGUCCUCGUUUUGGGGUUAUGUUGGCGAGUAUGUGUUUGAGCAUCGCGUUUAUCAUCGUGGAUACCUGCGCCGUGUUGAAUGCGUUUGAGGGCUCGGGGCUUCCGACGGGGAUUGAGCCGUUUUGGAAGCUCUCCUUCAUAUUCAAAUGUCUCUGCGACAUCGUCAUCCUCGACGAUUUCAAAACCGCCCUCGAUCGCAUGCGCACCUACUGGAUCCAGAAACGCGCUCGCUCGGGCGAGAUCUUCCUCGCGGAUUAUAAUACCCGGGAAAGGUCCGGGCCGUGGGCGGGUGAUAGGGGUGGGGAUGAGAGUGGCGGCGGAUCUUUGGGGCGGAGUGGUGGUGGGGUUGGGGAUAGGGAUCGGGAGAGGAGGAGGAGAGUGGUGGUUGUUGGUGCGGACGGGGAUCGCGACUGUGCUUGUGGCUGUGGGUGUGGUUGUCGUGCUGGGGGUGGGAGGAAUGGGAAUGGGAAUGGGAAUGGCAAUGUGAUGAGAGGGAAGUUUGGGGAUGCAGGGGAGGAUGGGGUGCCGAGGGUUUAUUUGAGGGAGGAUGUGUCUGUUUGA